Miscanthus lutarioriparius is the source of this 516-nucleotide messenger RNA. NCBI's taxonomy places the organism in Eukaryota, Viridiplantae, Streptophyta, Magnoliopsida, Poales, Poaceae. The record is from the annotation of a GenBank genome assembly.
AUGGCGCUGGUGGGCCCCAAGGGCGCACCCAGCACGCAGCGACUCCGGCGUGAGCAGACGCAUGUGAAGGUGGCCUCUCUCCUUGCUCCUCCUCUCUUUCCCUCGCCGGUGCCCAGCGUCGAUCUGUGCGUGUGUUCGAACAAUCGCUCAGGGUCAAAGAUGCAGCUGUCACCUAAUCUGCAAGUUCAAUGCAAAAGUCUUGAGAAGUCUAGACAAGCUAGAUCAGCAGCGGCGAUCACGUUAUCUUCAGUUUGUUCCUACUACAAAGUUAAAUUAGUAUAUGUAUUACUAUAUGCAUAUAAUGGGGUAUCAUUUAGUGGUUCACAAUCAUCGCUCUCAUGUCUGCCUUGUUCCCAGCCUGUAGCAUUUGAGCUUGAUGUUCCUCCAGAGGACAUCAUUGUAGACCUCAUCAGUGCAAAUCAUCUGCUCUUUGCCAUUUCGGGGGAGUACACUGGAUUUCUUGCCACAGAGGCCACUUCACACAGUGGGGGUAAAGUUGUGAUGAUUUCGUUCUAG